Messenger RNA from Pelecanus crispus (Dalmatian pelican), 1566 nucleotides. The record is from RefSeq and is a predicted model, not a curated record. NCBI's taxonomy places the organism in Eukaryota, Metazoa, Chordata, Aves, Pelecaniformes, Pelecanidae.
AUGCCCACCCAUGUGAUACCACCCACCACCACCAGUGGUCAAGGGGCAACCCCUCCAAGCAAGCAGGGAAACCCACCAUCUACCGUUGUGAAGUCACCUGCCACAGUUCAAGGGAGCACCACCACAAACAACCCGCGAAACCCAUCACCCACACCCACACCCACGACAUCGACCCACCUGUCUCAGCAGGUCAGCACUUCAGCCAGGUCCAGAGCCUCAACAGCCACCCCUGGUGCAACCUCCAGCGUGACCCAGCAGAAGACCAUCUCUCCAGCCAGCUUGGGAAACUCACCAACCACCACUGCUGCAAGCCCCAUCCCCAGUAAUGUAAGCAGCCCUUCAGCCAUCUCAGGAAGUUUAGGGAGUGCUGUCACAUCCUGUCCCAGCGUGAAAGAUCAGGGAAACCAGACUUUGGACCAGUUGACCAGCACCACUGCGAGCACUACAGUCCCAACGAGCAGCCUUCCCCCUGGUCUCAAGGACUAUGGUGUUUCUUCUCCCACAUCUGUCUCCAAGCAGCCUCAUUCUUCUCACAGUUCUCCAGCCCAGGGACUGGCCUCUUCCACCAGAACUGGAAGCACCAACACUUUUGUUACCCCUUCUGAUGGAUCCGUCUCCCCCACCACUACAGGUUUACAAGCUGGCAGCACCAGCAAGGUCUUAGAGGCAACCACCACUCCAACUCUUGAAGCAGACAAAAGAAGCCAUGACACCGGAUCUGUGUCAACCAAACCUGCAAGUGCUAGCCAGAGCCCUUCCACUGCACAGCCAUCAGCCACAGCCCCGAGGAACCAGACGGCGAGCAGCAGUCCUGGCCACCAGCACCCUAACGCUUCUUUCCCAAAUCAGAUUAUCUGUAAAGAGCAGGGGCAAAUUAAGGGGAUCACCGUGUAUCUGAAAGAAGCUAAGACCUGUGAUGAGUGGAAGACCACCAGCGUCAACAUCUCGUUCUUUGAGUCCUUCUGCUCGACGGGCCAAUUCACGUUCAAUACCAGCAGGGAAACAUGCACGGUGAUGCUGACCUCCCAAGAGCCCCGCUCCCGGGAAUGGACCAUGCAGGCAAUCCUGCACUUCACUUUGGACUCUGAAAAACUCCUCGAGAAGCUGCAGCAGAAGAAGGACAAGUUAGAGGAGGUAAGCAGGUCCCUGGGCACAGCACAGCCUGUCAGCUAUCACAAAAUGGAGAGGGAGAUGAUAAUCAACGAUGAGUUCAGCACGCCCCUGAUCAUCACCAUCGUCACCCUGGCUGGCUCUCUGCUGCUGAUUGCGGCCAUCUACGGCUGCUGCCACCAGCGCUUCUCCCAAAAGAAGGACCAGCACAUCCACCCUGAUCUCCCCGGGUUUGAUGAUGGACAUGUGGCCCUGAUCUUUAAUCGCCUGACCGAGGAGCUGCAGACGAUGGAGAACGGCUACCAUGAUAACCCCACGCUGGAGGUGAUGGAGACCUCCUCCGAAAUGCAGGAGAAGAAGGUGAACCUCAACGGCGAGCUGGGGGACAGCUGGAUUGUUCCUCUCGACACCCUCAUGAAGGAGGACCUGGAGGAAGAGGAGGACACACAUUUAUAG